AUGGAGGUGGAGUAUGAGCCCGCUCCUAUGCCAGCCGAGAGCCGCCUGGCUGGCCCAUCGUCAUACUCUGACGACGAGGACGACGCGGAUGUAGACGCUGAGGCUGAGGCUGAGGCUGAAGUAGAGGCAGAGGAGGCGCCUGGGGCCGGUGCGGAGGACGAUGCCGAGGCUGAGGAAGAAGAGGAGGAGGAUGGAGGAGAGGCACAGGCUGCCCCAAAAGCAAAAGCUAAACGAGUCAUCAAGUCCCGCCAAUCCCUCGCUGAGAAACAACCCGGAACCACCCUCUUCCCCAUCGCUCGCGUCAAGAAGAUCAUCAAGGCCGACAAGGACGUGGACACCAUGAGCGCCGAGGCGACUUUUCUGAUUGCUGCUGCUACUGAAUAUUUCAUCAAGCACUUUAUGGAGGAAGGAUACACCAAAGCUCGGCUUGACAAGCGGAAGAUUGUCAAUUAUCGCGACAUGGCUUCCGUCGUUGCCCGUUCAGACGAGUUCAGCUUCUUGCAAGAUGUCAUCCCUAUGCCUAUGCAGAUAUCGGAAGCUCUCGAGAAGCGGAAACAGAAAAAACUCCGCGACGAAAACCCUACGAUCCACGAUGAAGACCCCUCCUCGGUCGACGCAAACGACACUCUCCCCGCUCUGACCGGCUCCAAGAAUCCCCUAUUCCCCAAUGCAGUCAUCAGGCGUCCAACCAAUACCCACGCCAAAGGUUCAACCAAAGGUGGUGCUGGUCCCUCUGCCGCCGGGCCAUCUUCUGACUUGUCGGAUGAGGAUGAGCUAUUGACGGGCGGGGUCAAGCCGACGGGUACAAAUGGAACACCGAGUCAUCAGCACGGGACGAGACGAGCGAGGCAGAGCGCAGCUGCAACAGAGAUGGUGGCCGAUUCGGAUGAGGAGAGCGGGGCGCAGGGGACGAUACGCGCUGAACCUUUUGAUGACGAGGUCGAGCCUAUGGAUGAGGAUUAG
Dioszegia hungarica is the source of this 963-nucleotide messenger RNA. RefSeq names its product histone-fold-containing protein. Gene Ontology annotation, cellular component: nucleus; CHRAC. Lineage: Eukaryota; Fungi; Basidiomycota; Tremellomycetes; Tremellales; Bulleribasidiaceae. Bases 1 to 963 code for a protein of 320 amino acids. Gene Ontology annotation, molecular function: protein heterodimerization activity. The record is from RefSeq and is a predicted model, not a curated record. The transcript is spliced from 7 exons.